This is a messenger RNA of Medioppia subpectinata, 3601 nucleotides long. NCBI's taxonomy places the organism in Eukaryota, Metazoa, Arthropoda, Arachnida, Sarcoptiformes, Oppiidae. The record is from the annotation of a GenBank genome assembly.
AAGGGAGGGGUGGGGGUUAAGGGUGGAUAAAGAAGAUGUCACAGUGUUGCACAAACUUAGAACCAUCAUGAUAGCAUUGCAGGGACUCAUAUUUAUGCCAUUCAUGGACACUAAACAUGAUGACAAACAAUCGGGCAACAAGUGUGAGCACAGGGGAGACAAUGGCACCGAUGAUAUGAACCCGGAUGUGACGCUAUGUGGUGUGGGCUCGUGGCGGCCAAAAUGGCUACAGGUGUUGGCCCGACCCACAGUAUUUCUGUUCAAUUUCACCCUAAUUGGUCUAAUCCAAGGAAUGACCGGCAGUUAUCUGAUCGCUUCUAUGAGCACUUUGGAGAAGCGCUUUGCUUUUGAUUCAAAGAUCGCCGGCUUUUUAAUGAUUGCCGAUAAUAUUGUGCAAAUAAUAGUAAACCCAAUAAUUGGCUACUUUGGCAGUCGUUUCAAUCGACCCCGAAUGAUAGCGGCGGGUGAGCUGAUACUGGCCCUGUCGUGCUUCACAACAGCUCUGCCCUACUUUAUAUACGGCGCGGGCACUCACCUCUUGCACGACGACAACCUCCUGUCAACACUCGGCCGCAACGAAACGCGAUACGAGUUGUGUCCGGCAAACGGCGCCGACACUGACUGCUCGGGCGGUAAGCACUCGACGGUAUGGCCGGCCGUAGCGAUCAUAUAUUUGGGCUGCUCUUUGAAGGGACUGGGCUUUACAGCCUAUUACAUUAUCGGUAUACCGUAUAUGGACGACAUUGUUAGCAAACGCAGUUCACCCGUCUAUAUAUCGCUCAUAUCGGCGGUCAAUUUGCUGGGCCCGGCCGGUGGGUUCAUACUCGCCUCGUUCACGCUAAGAUAUUACGAAGAUGCUUUUUAUAAUCCAGGCACUAUAGCUGCCAUCAAACGCUUGGUCAAUAAUCCUAUACUAGUGCUUCACUUGAUAGCAUCUACCCUACGCUGGAUCGGUAACGGGGGUUACCAAAUGUUUAAAAGCAAAUACAUUGAGUCCCACUUUCAUCAGACCAGUGCCGGCGCCGGACUACUGACCGGCACUACAUCAAUGCCCGCUAUGGCAGUGGGUAUUAUGCUUGGGGGCAUUGCGAUCACUUGGAUUAAACCACGCCCCCGAUCCUUGGUCAUCUAUAUGGUUUUGGUCGAGUUUUUGGCCAGUAGUGGUAUAUUGGGCGCAAUGUACAUCAACUGCCCUGCCCUUAACAUUGGUAACUAUAGAGUCGCAAACAGCGGGUUUACAAUGAAUUAUGGAUGCAAUCAGCACUGCAAAUGUACUACACGUUUGUUUACCCCUAUCUGCGCGGCAGACGGCGUGACCACCUAUUUUUCCCCAUGUUUUGCCGGGUGUGGCCAUUUGGACAGGCCAAACAAGACAUUAUCUGAGUGCGCGUGUAUUGGCUCAGGUGGUCAAGGAGGAGGUGGUGCGGCCACCACUGGUUACUGUAAAAGGGAUGUGAGUAGUUGUAAUAAAAUUGUGCCCUACCUGUCCAUCAUCUCGUUAGGCUCAAUGAUAGCGUCUACCACUCGGACCGGUUCUUUAUUAAUCACAUUAAGAUCAGUUGACUCGAAAGAUAAGAGUUUUGCGAUAGGAAUGAUGUCAACGUUUAUAUCGUUAUUUGCCUUCAUUCCCUACCCAUUAAUAUUUGGUGCGAUCACAGACUCGGCGUGUUUGGUAUGGGAGAGCACGUGCGGAAAACGUGGUAAUUGUUGGCUAUAUGACCAGGAUAAGUUUAGAUAUUACUUACAUGGAGUGGCAUUUGGUUUUAUGUUUAUGGGGGCCAUGGUCGAUUUGGUGAUCAUUUUUAUGGCCAAUUGGAUUAAAAAUUUUUACGAUGAACCCACUACUGAUGAUGGUAGUGAUUGUCACUCUACCGGCAUUGCUGUGGGCGUCGGUAGUGAUGAUAAUGACCAAAAUAACAGUGAAAACAACGAGUUUGAGCGCCAGGACAGUGAUAAUGACCCGGAGCUGACUGAGUGCGGACUGGGCUCGUGGCGGCCCCAAUGGCUACAGAGGUUUGCCACGCCCACAUUUUUUACCCUCAACUUCGCGCUGAUAGGCAUUGUCCAGAGUAUGACCGGAACCUAUUUGAUAGCCUCGUUCAGUACAUUAGAAAAGCGGUUCGCUUUUGACUCAAAAAUAGCUGGUUUUAUAUUAAUUGCCGACAACGUGGUAGAAAUGUUGGUCCAUAAAAAGGUAAGUCCAAUCGUGGGCUACCUGGGCAACCGUUUCAAUCGGCCCCGUAUGAUAGCCACCGGCGAACUAGUACUGGCCCUGUCGUGCCUAAUAAACGCAUUACCCUAUUUCAUAUACGGUGCGGGCACUCACCUCCUGCACCGGGACACACAAGUCGGUGACCACUCGGUGCCCAUGAACGGCACCCGGUUUGAGAUGUGCCCCAUAAACCAUAGCGACAUAGACUGCUCCACAGGCCGGCACUCGACGGUAUGGCCAGCGGUUGUAAUUUUUUUAAUAGGCAGCGCUUUCCGGGGCCUCGGCUAUACCGCCUAUUGGGUUAUAGGCAUGCCCUACAUCGAUGAUAGUGUGAGCAAAAAUAAUUCACCCAUGUUCAUUAGCGGAUUGACUGCGCUCAGGCUCAUUGGCCCGGCCAUGGGCGUAUUGCUAUUAAUAUUCACCCUGCCAAUGUUUUUAUUCCCUAAACAAUUAAAAACGGCCUCGGUCAAGGCCAAGGAUCUCAAAGAGCACGAUAUCACAGGACUUAGAGGCAUGUGGGACGGUGUGAAACGGUUGGCCCGGAAUCGGAUCUUCAUGUUUCAUUUGGUGGGCGGUGUGUUUCGGUACAUAGGGUUCGGCGGCUAUUAUAUCAAUAAAACCAAAUACAUUGAGUCCCAGUUCCGGUACACGAGCUCCGGGGCCAGCUUUAUCACCGGUGCCACGAGCGUACUGCCCAUGGCUGUGGGAAUCUUACUAGGUGGUUUAAUGAUUAAGUAUUUUAAGCCUCGUCCAUUUCGGCUCGUGGUAUAUAUGUUUGUGGUCGAGUGGUUUACCAACGGUGCAUUUUUUGCGGCCAUGUUCAUUGGCUGUCCGCCCCUUACCCUCCCCUCUACACUCACCAUAAAUAAUCACGCACGAUGUAAUGCGGGCUGCGAUUGCACCACCAGUGUGUUCACCCCUAUAUGCGGGUCAGAUAAAUCUACCACAUAUUUUUCACCAUGCUACGCCGGCUGUCAUACAAUAGACAGAGUGGCAAAGAGUAUCGGGCUGUUCGUGCAUCAAAGGGUUAUUGAUCCAAAAGACAAGAGCUUUGCGAUGGGAAUGAUUGGCACUUUUUUGGCCUUAUUUUCAUUCAUACCGUAUCCGUUGAUAUUCGGCGCUGUCGUGGACUCUGCGUGUAUGGAUAAAUUCCGAUACAUGUUGCACGGGGUGGCCCUCCUAUUCGUGUGCGUCGGCUCUGUGUUUGAUUUGGGAAUUGUUUUAAACGCUAAAAGUAUUAAGAAUUUUUACGACGACUCGACCGCCGAUGAAGAGACUGAUCCCAAGAGUGAUGAUAAAAACCAUAUGCUUAUGACGGCUACCGCUCUCAAUACUACCGGUGCUGACAAUCGAGACAGUGAUUAUGAAACUGCUUAUAAAGUGGAUGUU